AGAAGGUGAACCUGGCUGAGAAGCGGUCCUGAGUGGCAGAGCUGGGAAGGCAAAAUUUAAACCACGAUGGCAGCUCAAUUGGACAUUACUCCUUUCAACUUCAGUGAACCCAGGACCGGCCAUGGGUUUGGAAACCAAGAUCCCAGAGAUUCACAACUGCGACUUAUCUUAGUGGGUAAGACUGGAGCAGGAAAAAGUGCCACAGGGAACAGCAUCCUUGGGAAAAAAGCAUUUCAUUCCAGCAUUGCAGCAAAAUCCAUCACCAAGUUCUGUCAGAAAGAGAGCAGCACAUGGAAUGGGAGAGAAAUUGUCGUUGUGGACACACCUGGCAUUUUCGACACUGAGGUACAGGAUGCUGACACACAAAGGGAGAUUGCUAAUUGCAUCCUCCUGACCUCCCCUGGGCCUCACGCUGUGCUCCUGGUGGUCCCACUGGGCCGGUACACAAAGGAAGAUCAAGAUGCUAUCAAGAAGAUGCUGUCAAUGUUUGGACCCAAAGCUAGGAGAUACAUGAUUCUCUUAUUCACCCGGAAAGAUGAGUUGAAUGGCAUGGAGGUCUAUAAUUACUUAAAGGAAGCUCCACAAGAUAUUCAAGACUUGAUGGAGCAGUUCAAGGAUCGUCACUGUGAGUUUAACAAUAAGGCAACAGGGGCUGAGCAGGAGGCUCAGAGGGCACAGCUGCUGGGAUUGGUCCAGUCCAUGGUGAUGGGGAAUAAGUGGGAAUGCUAUACUAAUGAGGUGUACCAAAAAGCUGAGGUGGAGAUUCAGAAACAAAUUCAAAUGAUACAAGAACAACUCAGAGCAGAGCUGGAGAGAGAGAAGAGACAGUUAAUAGAGGAGUAUGAAGAGAAAAUCAGAAAGGUGGAGGAUAAACUGGAGCAAGAAAAGAAAAAGGUAGAAAUGGAGAUGCAAUUGGCAGAAAGGAAGAGCCGCUGUGUUUCAAGGCAGCAAAAUGCCAGAGGUGAAGUGGAGAGUCAGAAAGAGAUGAUUGACACACUCUUGAGAAUAUUUGAGAUUGCUUCCCUUUUGUUCUCAUUUCUGUUCAAGGAAGAUUAAGCUUAAUGAAAAUCUGUCAAUGUUUCCUGCAUAUUUUCAAGUGUUCCUUCCCAUAUAUCUCAUUCCCCAAAAUCUGUUUCUAUCUCUCACACUCUCAGGACUGGGGUGUGUAGUAACAUUUAUUGUUGUCAAUUAGUAUAUAUUUCAUUUAUUUUACAGGGAGAGACACAUUCUCAAUUUGUAAAACUCCAAAGCAGAAAGUGUGGAUAACCCCUAUCUAGUGAGCUCUUUCUCAGAAACAGAAAAGGUGAAUGCAUGAGACUAAAAGAUGGUGACUCCAAGCUUUCUGUAUUUAUCCCUAUUAACCAUUUUUUCCUCUAGAUUCUUUCUAGAUUGGCACAUAAUCUCCACCUGUGGCUUCUACUUCAUAUUUUUACCUUUGGAAUGACAAGAUCAUUUUACCUAUGUUGUUAGAUAAAUCAAUUAUUUGUAUUAGGUAAUGGAUAGCUAGAGAUGCUUAUAGAAUUCUUUCUAAAUGACCAUAAAUUUAUUGAAUUACAUUCUUAUGGGAAGACUGAAAUCGUUCCUUAUCAUCUGCACACUGAAUAACAGAGUUUUCUGAAAAACAGAUUUCUCAGAACACAACUAAGUGAAAUGUCAGAAAGAGUAAAAGACAGAUUCAACAGCUAAGAGAACAAUGUUCAGUAUAUGCAGAGUUUCUGUAGAUAGUCUUUGAGCAACAUAUAUGUAAC
Messenger RNA from Eptesicus fuscus (big brown bat), 1748 nucleotides. Its product is annotated as GTPase IMAP family member 4-like. The transcript has 3 exons. The coding region runs from base 67 to 1056 and encodes 329 amino acids. Gene Ontology annotation, molecular function: GTP binding. The record is from RefSeq and is a predicted model, not a curated record. NCBI's taxonomy places the organism in Eukaryota, Metazoa, Chordata, Mammalia, Chiroptera, Vespertilionidae.